Molecule: messenger RNA, 285 nt
Organism: Drosophila eugracilis
Lineage: Eukaryota; Metazoa; Arthropoda; Insecta; Diptera; Drosophilidae
Exons: 2
Coding region: 1-285 (94 amino acids)
Source: RefSeq, a predicted model, not a curated record
AUGGCUCGAAAUGAAAAUAAAACACAAACCGAAACAGAAACAGAAACAGAAUCUGGCAGCCAGCGAGGAAAAUGGAAAUGGCAGGAAAAUUCAAAUCACAAACUCGGUAUUUAUUUGCGAAGCGUAAAUGAUUACCACUUAAAAUGUGCUCGACUGCCACCUAAAAACCAAUUGUUGGAAAAAGCACAACCAACUGAGUGGGUGUUGGGUUGUGGCUGUGGGUGGGCUGAAGGACACGGCAGCAGAAGGAGUAAAAGGACCAAAGGCAACAUAUACUCCACGUGA